UGACGUAACGGGGUGGUUCGGUGGGGUGGUCACGUGAGUUUUUGGCGUGGCGAAGCAACGCAUUGAAGCAUCUUGCUGCCAUACCUCUGCCUUGAAAAGUGGAUACUGUGUCGAGUGGUCUUCUUCGAGCGUAACAUCACCAGAAAAUAUACGUAUUUCAUUUGACCAUUAGGUGUGCCAAUACAGUCGGUAUAAUGGACGGCGGAAUCACAGUAGUUACCAAUCCCACUGUGAAUGUGCGCCUAACCAGCACCAUCUCCUCCUUUGAGGUGCAGCGCAGGUUUAAUAGAGGGAUUACUAUAGCAGAACUAAAGGGUAAGUUGGAGAUGGUUGUGGGCGCAACUGCCUCCUGCAUGGACCUGGAGUUGUUCAGUGUUUCUGACAAGUUCCUGCAGAAAAUGGAUGACAAUGAAGCUUUGCUGGGUUCCUAUCAUGUGGAUGAUGACUGCAGAAUACACGUUAUUGAUAGAAGUGGAGGUCAGAUGGGCGAGUUCACUGAUGUUUCCAAAGUGGAGAAGUUUGAACUUUCAGAUGGUGCUUAUGAGAAGAGAACAGAUACAGCAAGGUCAUUCAUGAAGAAACAUCGUGUCGGUCACUUCAAUGAGGAUGAAAUGGCCAAGAAGAAAGCUGAGCUUGCUGCUCGGGAGGCGGAACAGAAGGCUGCUGCUGAUACCAUUUCUGUUGGCAACCGAUGCAAAGUGCAGGUCCCUGGGCAACCCACAAAGCUUGCCACAGUCAUGUAUGUUGGUACAACAGAUUUCAAGCCAGGCCACUGGGUGGGUGUGAAGUACGAUGAGCCCCUGGGAAAGCACAAUGGAACUGUUGAAGGGAAGCAAUACUUUGAAUGUGGGAACAAAUAUGGUGGAUUUGUGAAGCCCCUGAGUGUGACUGUGGGAGACUUUCCUGAGGAGGAUUACGGUUUAGAUGAGAUGUAGGACUGUAAUGUAACAACGGGGUCAAGCGUUCUCUGCCCUGAAAUUUGAGCAUCAACCUCAAGCUGUUAUCCAUUCACCAACCAGAGAUGACGGAAAGUCAUGUAACAAAUUAAAUUUUUGUUUUUGUUUUGCUUCUCUGGAAGGCAUGAUCCAAAGAGUGGUGUGUCUAAAGGUCUUUUAAGUUCAAGUUCUCUUUCACUAACGCCAGUGCAACCUGAUAGAGAUGAAUGUCAAGUAGGACAUCUCCUAGUGUGCUGGAUAUGAUAAUACAGGAUAAUCACAAGAGGAGCUCACACCAACUAUGGUUGAUAAAGUAGAGGGGGUUUUGUUGCAUGUAAGGCAGCAUAAUGAAGGUUAAUAUGUAGUCCUUCACUUCACUCACCUCUAUUUAAUUUGCUUGCUGUAGUAGUACUUGUUGUUCCCAAGCCUUCUCAAAAUGGUAGUCUUCUAUGUAAUCUAGAAGUUUUUAUUGGCAGUUUAGAUGACAACUUCAUUUCUCCUCAUUUAGUUUAUAUCAGUUUGUACAAAGAGGACUGUAUACUACUGUCGUAGCAUUUUUUUUUUUUGAAGACUAAAUUGCUGAGAGUGGUCCAAGGAUUGGACAACUGUCUGUUGAAGGAAAAAUCCCUCCUAAAAGUCUUUUACACUAAAGUAAAAAGUGGCAUUGUACUUUGUAUUCCUCACUAACAUGACAUCACAUAGAGAUAAACUGGAGAAACGUUUUUCAGUCAUCGAUUAAAAUCUGUGCUUAAUGGUCAAACUCAUUCCACCAUAUUUCACUCCCAAUUGACAGACAAGAAAUUCACAGCUGAGGAAAGAACAAUAAAUCCUCACCGACAGUAGCCUCAAUAGUCCGUAGUGCAACACAGCUGUUAGUUGUAUUUUGAAUCAGGGGCAUCGUCCUCACCUUUUUGAGCGAAAACUGUUGUUUCUAUUUGCUACAUUUGUAGUUAUUGCUGUCUACAUAAGUGUACAAUGCCUAAAAUAAUAGUGAAAGUAUGCAAAGGUAGAUAUUUGUUUUCCAAACAACUUUAAUUUCGUUAAAUUUAAUUUUGUGUUUGUAUGUAGUAUGUAAACCAGUCCCAUUUUUAUGGUUCAAAGUGGAUUUAAAAUGUAAUUUCUCCUUUGUGUGACUGAAUUCCUCUUGUUAAAAAUAUUAAAACGUCUGCACUUGAAUGUGUCCUGCUGAUAUUGAACCACUGAAAUAAAAAAUGUUUCAGGUUUAAAAUUUGAAAAGAUAAGGUUCAAUUUUACUAUAUUUUUAUAACUUGAUCUGUUGAAUUAAAUGUAUCUACUUUCUUUAAACUAACCUCUCCUGUAUACAAAUGGAUGAUGAAAUCCAAGAAUAAAUCUGAUAAACAUGGAGACUGUAUACUGGAAAAUGGCCAGUGAAAAGCAUACAUCCUCAGAAAUUGUUGAAUUGGAUGCCGAUUCGUAUUUGAAGUCCUUAGAUUUGUCUCAGAGAACUCAAUCUGAACUGGUUUUAAAUUGUACUAAAAGUUAAAAGUAACAUUCAAUUUCAAGUCGUACCUAAUAGGCAUUUUUUUUAAAUCCCUGUAUAUUUUAUUAUUUCUGCAGUUUCAUAUAAGCAGGACACAUUGAAUUUCACGCAGUUGAAGUACAAUCUGAUUUACCCCUUUCUGUACAUGUACAUUCACCCUAUAGUAGAGACUGUUUUUGUUCAGGUGGUUGGCUUAAGUAAUAAGUUAUUUAAUGGAGAUGUUAAAUUCUGAAACAUACCUUUUCAUGUUUCCUAUCUGCAGCGGAAGUAUAAAAUGUAUCUAUGAGAUUUACAAUGUACCAUUAGAUGUAUAUUUUUGAUUAGAUACCAUUGAUACCAGGUUGGCCAUUAAAGUAGGAACAGCAGAAACUGUAAAACUUUGAUUUAUGUGUUUGUAUCUACAUGGUAUAGUACAUCAUCUUGUGUUUAGUCUCUGAAUCAGCAUAACAGUGAACAGCUACACUGGUCACUCUCCAGUUAACUGCCUCUCUCUCCAUUAUAAUCACCACAACACUUAGCUUUUGAAAAUGUGCAUUUCAAAUGAAUGAUAUGCCUUAUUUAUGCUUUGUUUUAUGUUACCGGUCCAAAACUGUUAAGAUGUCUUUUUUUCAUCCUCUAAAGUUUACAAAAGAAUGUAAAUUAAUUAUUUUUGUGGUUUAUUUUUAAUGAAAUGUCAUUACUACACCUGCAGAAAUGUAAUGUUGUUCUCUUUUCCUUUUUUAAAAAACUCUGUUCAUCUCUAAGGUGCUGGUGUGCCAAAGGGUAAUAAUGCAUAAUAAUAAAAAUGAUUUGCCAGUA
Molecule: messenger RNA, 3234 nt
Organism: Siniperca chuatsi (mandarin fish)
Lineage: Eukaryota; Metazoa; Chordata; Actinopteri; Centrarchiformes; Sinipercidae
Gene: tbcb
Product: tubulin folding cofactor B
Exons: 7
Coding region: 195-935 (246 amino acids)
Biological process (GO): tubulin complex assembly; cytoplasmic microtubule organization; post-chaperonin tubulin folding pathway
Cellular component (GO): cytoplasm; nucleus; microtubule plus-end
Molecular function (GO): alpha-tubulin binding; microtubule plus-end binding
Source: RefSeq, a predicted model, not a curated record